AUUAGUUAAUAAUAAUAUUAUGUUCUAUGGAUAAAAAACGUUGUACAAGUGGUGUGGUUUUGGUGUUAAUAUUCUUGAGCUUCUUCUCUAUUGUUACCAAUUCCAAUAUUGAAGAUUCACAUGAUGAAGUGCAUAGCAAGAAAUCGAGUUUGUGGUUAUGGCAAAGAUUGAGAAGUGCUUAUUCUAUCUAUUCAUCGAUUUUUCUUCCUACAAGUGUAAGCCAAUAUUGGAACAUGGUUAAGGGGCUUGUGAAUCACACAUAUGCAUAUUUCUUUCCUCCAAAUAUAGAUUUUAGAAGAGGAGAUGGAGCUGAAGUGGUUGCAGAUGAAAAUGGAGCAUGCGAGAAGGUGAAAGAAGCUAUUGUCAAAAGCAUAGGAACAAGCAAAGCUACUUUGGAAGAUGCUGCAAAAUCAGCAGCAGAUAUAGCAGGGGAAAAAGAACUCUAAUUCUGUUUUGUGUUUUUUUAUUUUUUUUUCUUGGUUGUUUUGUUUUGCAGCUAAAUGAAUAUUUUCUUUGAGAACUAUGAAGUAUUUGUUUGGUGUUAUGUGCAUAUAUGAAAGAAAAAUUAUCAAUACACAUUUGUGCACCUUUUUUA
Cicer arietinum (chickpea) is the source of this 595-nucleotide messenger RNA. NCBI's taxonomy places the organism in Eukaryota, Viridiplantae, Streptophyta, Magnoliopsida, Fabales, Fabaceae. The record is from RefSeq and is a predicted model, not a curated record.